AUGCUUUUGAUAGUUUAUUUCGGAAAUUAUUAGAAUUGUGUCAUAUGUUGCAAAAGAACUGUCCGUUUUCGGUGUUUUACAUCACGUGAUAACUGCUAAUUUCAAUAGUUUCAUAUAAAGAUGUGGGAUCCAGCAUCACCAGAAAUUCUCUCGGUGGUCGAUGUUGAAGGAGAAAACGUCGAUAUCGAAAAGUUGUCGGUAAACGAUUUAAAUCGAAGGAUGCGCUUGUUAGAUACAGAAAUAAGGAUAAUGAAGAGCGAAGUAAUGAGCGUUUCACACGAGCUCCAGUCGCAAAAAGACAAGAUUAAAGAAAACACAGAGAAAAUUAAAGUGAACAAGACGUUGCCCUAUUUAGUCGCGAACGUGGUUGAAUUGCUGGAGCUGAAGCCGGAAGACACGGAGGAAGAAGGUGCAGCCGUAGACGUAGAUGCGAAAAGACAAGGGAGAUGUGUAGUAGUUAAAACUUCGACUAGACAGACGUACUUUUUACCGGUUAUAGGCCUGGUCGAUCCCGACAAACUGAAACCAGGCGAUCUCGUAGGCGUCAAUAAAGAUUCUUAUUUGAUUUUAGAGAGUUUGCCUGCGGAGUACGACGCGAGGGUGAAAGCGAUGGAAGUAGACGAAAGGCCGACGGAACAGUAUUCGGAUAUCGGCGGGUUGGAUAAGCAAAUACAGGAACUGAUCGAGGCGGUAGUUCUUCCUAUGACCCACAAGGAGAAGUUCGAAGCCCUCGGGAUCCAACCGCCGAAGGGUGUUUUGCUUUAUGGCCCUCCAGGAACGGGAAAAACCCUCCUGGCACGUGCUUGCGCUGCCCAAACGAAAUCGACGUUUUUAAAACUGGCCGGCCCCCAGUUGGUGCAGAUGUUCAUAGGCGACGGUGCCAAGUUGGUGAGGGACGCGUUCGCCCUCGCGAAGGAAAAAGCGCCAACCGUGAUAUUCAUAGACGAACUCGACGCAAUCGGCACGAAACGGUUCGAUUCCGAAAAGGCCGGAGAUCGCGAGGUCCAAAGGACCAUGUUAGAACUGCUCAAUCAGUUGGACGGGUUCAGUUCCACUUCGAACAUAAAAGUGAUCGCUGCGACGAACCGAGUCGAUAUCCUCGACCAGGCUUUGCUCCGGUCAGGCCGGUUGGACAGGAAAAUAGAAUUUCCCCAUCCGAACGAGACGGCUCGGGCCAGAAUCAUGCAAAUACACUCGAGGAAAAUGCACGUCAGUCCUGAUGUCAAUAUCGAGGAGCUCGCCAGGUCCACGGACGAUUUCAACGGUGCUCAAUGUAAAGCCGUCUGUGUCGAAGCGGGGAUGAUAGCACUUCGAAGGAACGGAAAUAUAGUCACCCACGAAGACUUUAUGGAUGCCAUUUUGGAAGUGCAAGCCAAAAAAAAGUCAAACUUAAAUUAUUAUGCAUAAUUAUUUAUGUUUAAAUAAAAAAAAUUAAAUUCGUGA
Molecule: messenger RNA, 1443 nt
Organism: Cimex lectularius (bed bug)
Lineage: Eukaryota; Metazoa; Arthropoda; Insecta; Hemiptera; Cimicidae
Product: 26S proteasome regulatory subunit 6A-B-like
Exons: 1
Coding region: 121-1407 (428 amino acids)
Biological process (GO): proteasome-mediated ubiquitin-dependent protein catabolic process
Cellular component (GO): proteasome regulatory particle, base subcomplex
Molecular function (GO): ATP hydrolysis activity; ATP binding; proteasome-activating activity
Source: RefSeq, a predicted model, not a curated record